Coturnix japonica (Japanese quail) is the source of this 3320-nucleotide messenger RNA. The record is from RefSeq and is a predicted model, not a curated record. NCBI's taxonomy places the organism in Eukaryota, Metazoa, Chordata, Aves, Galliformes, Phasianidae.
CACAAUGGGGGCGGCGCGGCGCGGCGCGUAGCGGCCGGCGGGGAGGGAGAGGAGGCGGUAAAGGGAAAGACGGGGGGACCGACAUGGUGCAGCGAGCCACGAGGGGAAGGGGCUCCGAGGGGCGGCGGGAGCCCUGCGCCCCCCUGCCCGGCCACGACACGGAGCCCGCCUGGUGCAAAACGCCCAGCGGGCACAUCAAGCGACCGAUGAACGCCUUCAUGGUGUGGUCGCAGAUCGAGCGGCGAAAGAUCAUGGAGCAGUCGCCCGACAUGCACAACGCCGAGAUCUCCAAGCGCCUGGGCAAGCGCUGGAAGCUGCUGAAGGACAGCGAGAAGAUCCCCUUCAUCCGGGAGGCGGAGCGGCUGCGCCUCAAGCACAUGGCCGACUACCCCGACUACAAGUACCGGCCCAGGAAAAAGGGCAAAGUGGGCACCGCCGCCGCCCGCCCGCGCCUCCCGGUGAAGAUCAAACCCUCGGUGCUGGGCCGCGGCCCCGCCGCCCGCCGGCAGCCCCCGGAGCCGCCCCCCGAGCCGGGCACCGCGCAGCGCCCGUCGGAGCCGCCCGCCGAGGAGCGACCCGGCACGGCCACGUGGAACGCGGUGCCCACCGGAGAGCGCGGCCCCGCGGCCGCCGCCGACCCCGAGCCGUGCCCGGAGAGCGACACCCCGUCUCCCGCACCCGCCGGGUCCCCUCCGUCCUCCCUGGGUUCCUCGGACGAGGAGCCGGACGAGGAGCUGCCGGGCGUGAUGCCCCCGCGGGCACCGGGCGGUGCCGCGUGCGGGGCUCUGGACUGGGCCGUCCUGGACAAGGACCUCGAUCUGUUCCCUCGGGGCGCGUCCUCGCACUUCGAGUUCCCGGACUAUUGCACCCCCGAGGUGACGGAGAUGAUCGCAGGGGACUGGCUCAUGUCCAGCAUCUCGGACUUGGUCUUUACCUACUGAGUGCCGCGCUCUGCAGGUAACUCUCUUCUUUUCUCACAAUCAGGUCGCCUCAAAAAAACAAAACAGAAAACAAACGAACAAACCGAAAGCAGCUGUUUACAUGCAGGAAUCAGGUAUUUCGCCUUGAAGCCGCUGGAAGGCAGAGCUCCCUGCUCCCCCCAUCCCCCCGGCACACACCCACUCCUCCUCCAUCCAUCCAUCCCUCCAUCCAUCCAUGGCGGUGCGGGGCUCAGCCCUCCCCUCCUCCUGGCUCCGAUCGCUGUCGUUCUUCUCCCAUUGUGGGGUCCCAUUGUCGGCACCCCCGACCCAACCCCUUCCCCCACACACAGCUCCAUCCCUGCCUCGCGCUGCCCCAUUUUCUCCUCCCUAUCUCUCCCAUCCCUUGGAGAACAGCCGAUCCUUUUUCUCUCCUUUAUUAUCACGACGCUGAUUCUUUUGCUUUUUGGAUCGCAUAGAAAUCACGUCUUCAAUUCUCUCCCGUUCCCCAUAGCAGCCCUUUGGGAGCGCUCCCCUUGGCCAUGCCGUGCCCGAGGCUCUCCAGGCUGGCACAACCCAUCUCAAUCCCUCCCUACCUGCUGCCCUGUGCUGUGGGUUCCCCCCCUUUGGGGUCGGGGUCCCUCAGGACCGAUUCUCUCUUUGCGUUUUCGCCGCGCUCUGCCCGUCAUCACUUGGUUUGGGGCAGAGCGAAGUUGCACACACGUGAUCCGCACGUGGCGCGGGGAUGCUGCGUUCUUCCUCUCUCCAGACAUUGGUGUACAGCCGCCCUGCCUGGCAUUAAUGCCCCAACAUGGGGGUGCAUGGACCUGUGCUCAUCCCCCAUGGAUUAUGGAGCCCGUGUGCUGCAGGAAACCUGCCUUAAGCUCUCGCAUGGAACCACCGCCACCAGCAGCUGAUGCUGGUGGAGAUAUGGGGUGCGGAUGGUGCUCCCAUGCAGCGAUCCUCUGCAGUGCACCCAGCGUUGGCUCUGAGAGCCUGGGCUCCACUGCAGAGCAGCGCUGUGCAGCUCCCCAGCAGGGCAGUUCCUGCUGCAAUGCUCCAGCAGCGUUUGUCUUUGCUUUCCCCAAUGGCUCCUUCCUGCAGCAACCCGCCUCCUGUCUGCCAGCACGUGGUGCCGGCCGGGCAGGGGAUGCGGGGCUCCAUCCCAUGUCCGUGUGGCACAGAUGCAGCCUCUGAGCUCCUCGAUUGGAAUCCGGGCACGAAGGAUCCCCCCCCCCGGCCCUACCUGUGCCAGGGGAGCCGUGCUCCCUCCCUGCUUUAAGGCGGGGGGGUGCUGCUUCCUUCAAUAGCCCCACCCGCACCCAUUGCAAUGGGGCUGGAUGGAGCAGGGCGUGCUCAGCCCCUUUGUCCCCCUCUAUGGGGAGCAAUGUGGGGCUGCCGGCAUCGCCGCAGGGAGCGCCGUGUCCCCAUUGAAGGACACCGAGCGCCCUCCUGCCCCGGUGGCCGCGGGGCUGCGGAGCCACGAGCUCAGCGUUAUCGAUGUGUAGGUGUGUAGAGGUAGCCGUGGUGUGCGUGUGUCUGGUGUUGGUUCCCGACCGUGUUUAGUAGCCCUGGUGCGGGUGCGACCCUGCGAGGCAGGCGGGCACCGCCCACGUGUCCCCAUGUAGAGAGCAUCCCCCCCAUCCCCAUCCCCCAGACCCAUUUCCUUCCGCUCCAACCCAGCAGAAAAGCCAAAUGCCGAGGGGCUCCACGCACAAACCGGGUUUGGGGUUCAUUCAAGGGCUUCCCCGGCGCACAGCUCCCACCCGACACCUCGCUGCCUUCGGGGGGCAUCAGAGCCCCCUACCGCCGCCACGUCCCACGCGGGGAGUCAAACCCCGAACACCGGCACGGCCCGAGGCCGCGGUGCGGGGCCGGAUCCCGGCGAUUCCUCAGGACAGGCUCAGGCUCAGCCCGGCCUCAAGCACAACACCGUGCGCGUGGUCCCCGUCCCCCCCCCCAGCCCAUCGUGGCCCCCUCCCCGUGGAUGUUCUGUGCCGUGUGGUUGUAGUGUGUAGAGCCCCGGUCCGCCCCGCCGAGCCCCCCCAUCCCCUUCCCCCGGUGUGCGAGCGAGUGUGCGUGCGCCAUCCUCAUCGCUAGAGACAAAGCGAAUCGUCGUUAAGAAGCGAAUAAUAAUAAUAAUAAUAAUAAUAAUAAAAUAAACCAAACCUCUCUCAGGAAGAAGCCGCGUUGGCGGCAUCCCAGCGGGACGGAGCUGCCGUGAGCACUCGGGGUUCCUUUGGUUGUGUUGGGGAGGGGUCCUGCAGCUGCUCGUCCUGGGUUGGUGGGGGGGGGUGUCCCACCAUGGCCACCCCGACGGCACGGCCAGGGCCAGUGGUGUGGAAGCUCGGCUUGUGGUUAUCCCAGUGUUGUGACUAUGGAAUAAAGUGUGUUGGUCUGCUC